This is a messenger RNA of Stylonychia lemnae, 522 nucleotides long. The record is from the annotation of a GenBank genome assembly. NCBI's taxonomy places the organism in Eukaryota, Ciliophora, Spirotrichea, Sporadotrichida, Oxytrichidae.
AUGAAUUCUUACUUUAUGAGAGUAGAUGAUAUCAAUGAAAUCAUGCCUGGUCUUUAUAUGUCUGAUAUAACCACUGCUGAGAAUACGGAGAUUCUAAAGAAAUAUCAAAUUACUCAUAUUGUUACAGUUACCAAGAUAUCCCCCAAAUUUCCAGAUAGAUUCCAGUAUAUGUAGGUUGAGAUCGAUGAUUAAUCUGAUUAGGAUAUAAAAAAGCAUUUUAAAGCCACCAAUAAAUUUAUUAAUAAUGCUAUUGAAAAUGGAGGUGUUGUCUUAGUUCAUUGUGCUGCUGGAAUCUCUAGAUCAGGAGCUGUUGUUUGUGCUUAUUUGAUGUAUAAAAACAGAUGGUCGUUCGAUUAAGCUUGGGAAUAUGGCUAGACUAAGAGGAACAAGAUGUACCCUAAUCUUGGAUUUCAAAAGCAGCUUAGAGAUUUUCAAAGGUAGCUUGGAGUCCCAAUGUCUGAAGAGGAAUAGAAAAAGGAGGAUUUAAUCAAAGAAAUGGAAUAUUUGAUCAACAAUUAGUGA